GCAGGGUUUACCCAUUGCAUGUGCGCGGAAACAAAUUCACGCUGCGAUUGUCGGAUUGAAUUCCAAUCCACCUCACCGGUUACAAAAGCAACAAAUCGCGGUCCAACCUACACAAACAGCCGCAAAUUGUCGCGCGAGAUCUUUAAGAAACCCCGCUAUACGAAACUCGUUGGUCCGAUACAGGAAAGAUGUCUUCCGAGAAGCCUCUCCCUUUCAUCUACCAGUUUGCGGCUGGUGCUGUGGCUGGAGUCUCUGAGAUUCUGGUUAUGUAUCCGCUGGAUGUCGUGAAGACCCGCAUGCAACUCCAAACUAGUACAGCCGUUGGUUCCGACGCUUACAAUGGCACGCUCGAUUGCUUCCGUAAGAUCAUCAAGAACGAGGGCUUCUCGCGGCUUUACCGCGGUAUCACCGCCCCCAUCUUGAUGGAGGCUCCUAAGCGUGCCACCAAGUUUGCCGCCAACGAUGAAUGGGGCAAGUUCUACCGCAAUGCCUUUGGCCAGGAGAAGAUGACCCAGGGGCUCUCCGUUCUGACUGGUGCCUCCGCUGGUGCCACUGAGUCUUUUGUCGUUGUUCCAUUUGAGUUGAUCAAGAUUCGACUUCAGGACAAGGUCUCAGCGUCCAAGUACAAUGGCCCUGUUGACGUUCUCCUCAAGACCGUUAAGAAUGAGGGCCUCCUAGCUUUGUACACCGGAUUGGAGUCCACCAUGUGGAGACAUAUCCUGUGGAAUGCUGGUUACUUUGGCUGCAUUCACCAGGUGCGCCAGUUGUUGCCCAAGGCCGAGACCAAGAAGGGUCAGAUGGCUAGCGACAUUGUGGCAGGAUCAGUAGGAGGAACUGUCGGAACCAUAUUGAACACGCCCAUGGAUGUGGUCAAGUCUCGUAUCCAGAACACUACCAAGGUCGCUGGUGUUACUCCCAAGUACAACUGGGCCUGGCCCGCACUUGGGACAGUCAUGAGGGAAGAAGGCUUUGCUGCUCUUUACAAAGGAUUCCUUCCCAAGGUUCUGCGUCUUGGCCCCGGAGGUGGUAUCUUGUUGGUGGUCUACGGAGGAGUCAUGGAUUUCUUCAGGAAGAUGCGGGACGAGGCGGACUUGAAGAAGGUGUAGGGUUUUCAUGCCACGGCAUUAAUGAUAUCCCAUUACAACCUCGUUCUAUCAGCACAUUACAGGGGAAACGGUCCCCCUUGUACGAGAUUUUGUCCUCAUAUGGCAUGCUUGGGUAUUAGACAUGCUUGGCUUGGGUAUAGAGCCUGUUAUCAGAUUAUCAAGGAGGUUUCCUUCCACUUUAUGGCUAAAUUUAGAAAGAAGCAUAACUUUACACUGUUCAGUGUGUGUUGUUAGGCAAAUCGAUUGUUUACCAGCACGCACAUGCGUCUGCAGGA
Messenger RNA from Pyricularia oryzae 70-15, 1381 nucleotides. RefSeq names its product mitochondrial 2-oxodicarboxylate transporter. The coding region runs from base 189 to 1106 and encodes 305 amino acids. Lineage: Eukaryota; Fungi; Ascomycota; Sordariomycetes; Magnaporthales; Pyriculariaceae. The record is from RefSeq and is a predicted model, not a curated record. Gene Ontology annotation, biological process: transmembrane transport. The transcript is spliced from 10 exons.